AACACUAACCUUUACUCAAUAACACCAACAUUUACCUCAGUAACGCUAAUCUCUAAUUUAUUAACACUAAACUUACUAAUUCUUCAUUACCCUAACUGACAAUCAGUUUUGCAUGUAGAUUGAUGUAGCCUUUGCUAGGCAAACCUGUCCGACUUUUUAAAAAUGAAGGCAACUUUAUUGGUUAAUAGAUGACAGAUGGGGUUUAACAUUUGUCCUGUGACAAAAAAAAAAGUUUCAGGUCAGCACAGCAACUUUCCUCGCCUUGGCUGUCCAUGGUUGUUAGCCUAGCUAUCAUAGCUAUCGCCCCGAUAUUGUUUUGUUUCUGGAGUUCAUGUCUGCAUCCGCUGGUGUUUUGAGGCAGCUACUGCAACUGAUGUGUAGACAACAUCGGGGUUCCCGCGGGGUCUUAAAAACCCUUAAAACAUUGAAUUGAAGCGUUUGGAAAUGAUACAAAUGCCAGCCAGUGUCAGUGUAUUGCCAGCAGUGAUUUGUUCUACAGGCUACUAGACGUGAACGAGUAUAAAAUUAUAAAGAAGGAAGAACAGGACUAGGCAUGUAAACCUGUUCACUUUACCACAGAAAUUUUAAGGAAUAAUAGGGCUGUGACUUUACUCACUCCUUACACCAACUCUUCUUCAAUGUCGUGCACCGAAAUAUCACAGUAUCACAGUAUCAAUAUUUCAGGUAGGCCUUCUUCUACCGGCAGUUAUGCAGUAAGCUGUAACCAAAACACGACAUAUGUAUUUGACAGAAUUUAAAAUAUACGCCACUCAACAUGAUCCCAAAUGCUGAUUCACAUAUUUAAUGUUUAUGAACGUAGUAAAAAGAAACGUAUAAAAAACAUUUUGUGAACCUAGGUGAUGAGAGAGAGAGAGAGUGUGUGUGAGAGAGAGAGAGAGAGAGAGAGAGAGAGAGAGAGAAUGUUGAUGCAGCUUUGUAAUAAGACAGAUGGUGAUAUGUUGUCUCUUUUCCCUUUACAGGUCACCAAGAGUACAAGUCUGUAAGAAAUGUAUGUAGUCGUUUCCUUCCCCGCGGAGGGCUUGUUUUUUGUGGUGCCUGUUUCAUGGCUCAUAGAAGAUAAAUGUUACUGGCCUCCCUUUAAAACGCUGGACAAGGUAAAAAAGGCUGCCCUACAAAAUGAAACCCCUGACCCCAACUGUUGGACACUUCAUCCAGUUGAGGUGCUUAAAGUUAAAGACACAUACGAAAAGGCCCACGGCCACUACCUUAAAGCAAAAAGAGGAGAGAAGCUGGAGACAGAUGAGGAGACCAUGAAAAGAAAAAGAAAGCCAAACAUGAAAUUCAUCCAAUCCAGUGAUGAAGAAGAUGACUGUCCCUAUUUCCCUCCGGCUCCAAAAAUUCGGCGACUGCCAGAGAAAAUUUCUGUACCAAAUUCAGAGUUUACCAGCCAGGCACCACAGGUCCCAACCACCACCACCCUGCCUCUACCACCACCACCACAACUCCCACCUCUACCACCACUACCACAGCGCCCACCCAGCCAUGAAGUGUACAGUCAAUCACACAGAACCCCUUCAGUCACCAGGACCAGUACUUACCCUGCAGUGUUGUCCAACCAAGCAGCCAGUCCCCCGUUGGAAACCUCACAUCUUUUUCUGACAUCCAGCCAUGGAGAGUUUACCAGUCAGGCACCACAGCUCCCCACCACCACCACCCUGCCUCUACCACCACCAUCACCUCUACCCCACUACCACAGCUUCCAACGAUUUCACCUCUGCCAGCACCACCACAGCUUCCAUCGAAGUCACCUCUUUUUCGAACAUCCAGCCAUGGAGCACCUCCGGACGAUUGAGGAGGAGGUUAAGGAGGUUAAGCAGCAGGUGGCUGCAAAUACGGCCAUUCUGCAGAAGCUAGGGGGUGCUGGUGUGGCAGACCUUUGCCUCGUCCAGGAAACCAACAUGCCCCUCAGUAACCUGGAGGAACUGGAGGAGCUGGAGAGGCAGCUUGGGUCUGACAUUGACCUGAAAAACCAACUGGUGAACAUACUUGCUGUUUUGGGGGGGAAAACCACCAAAGACGCGGUGAAGAGGAUGUUGGGCCGUAUUUUGAGGAAGUCCCUGGCGCUUCAAAUAAAUUGGACUGGUGCUGGAGGAAAGGUGGCGUUCAAGUCUUUACACCUGAAGAAUGUGUUACACAGAGCUGUUAGGAGAGUGGUGCACACAGCAACAGAAGAGGACCUGCAAAAAGAAGUUGCGAAGUACCUAAAGGGGGCAGCUGACUGA
This is a messenger RNA of Neoarius graeffei (lesser salmon catfish), 2243 nucleotides long. Its product is annotated as max-binding protein MNT-like. The transcript has 11 exons. Bases 1008 to 2243 code for a protein of 411 amino acids. NCBI's taxonomy places the organism in Eukaryota, Metazoa, Chordata, Actinopteri, Siluriformes, Ariidae. The record is from RefSeq and is a predicted model, not a curated record.